AUGGAGAGGAGCUCCAGCUGCGAGAGCAUCGCCUCCAAGGAGGCUCCGCCCGCCACCCGCCAGCCCAGCCCGGAUUCCCUCUCCAGGUAAAACCGGCCUUCACCCUCCAGGGUGGGAAAGCCCUGGAGGAGAGAGUGGGGGCGGGGGGUGUUGUUGUUUGGCGCUUUCGUAUCUCUAGGGGUUGGUUUGUUUGUUCUGCGGGGGAGGAAGCGGACCCCCAUAUUCCCUCCAUCCCCUUUCCAUAACCUGCGCUUCUAACUGGCACAGGUCAGUGCUGGAGACAGGUGCGCUAUUACGCACACACUGCGCCCGUUGCCCCUGAGUGGCUUGUGUGGUUAAACCCAGGGGGAGGGGAGGGCUGGGUGCGAUCGGGGAACUGCACAUGCUCAGAGGCACUCUUCUUGGUAAGCGCACGGGGGUUCCGGGUGGUUCCAGGGCACCCGAGGCCGAGCGCGCUCCUUGCAGCGGGAUCCUCAGCGCGCUUUGCACAGGAGCCCAUCAACCCGCGGAGGAAGCGCCGGCUUCGGUCCCCUGCGCUCGGGAGCGCACCCUGUUUCCCCACCCCUCCCUCGGCGAGGCUUACAUCUGAGUAAACACGCAGAGGAACGAGCGCUGAAUAGAACAGGGCGGGGGCGGAUUCCAAACAUUUUAAUGCUGCAAUCCCGUGAGUUUACCUGGGAGUAAGUGCUACUGAACACAGUGGGGCUUGUUCCCGAGUAAAUGCGGAGAGGGUUGCGCCCUGUGAGGUUUUGGAUACUUGGGCCAUUCACCGUGCUGUGCUAUUUCGUGGUGGGAAAUAGAGGACAAUGCUUGUAGGAUUGUGUGUGUGAGGUUUUUUUUAUCUCUGUGUGUCUUUGCUUUAUUUUUAUUUCGUCCUUAAUGGAAGUGUUUGUAUAUCUUUAUUUCUUUUAAUUUAUUCCAUCAGAGGACAUUUUCUUAUUUUAUUUAUUUUAUUUCUCACUUUAGUAUUGCCUCAUUUUUCCUGACCCGACUACCUUGCAAGGUUGAUCACAUCCUUGAUUUGGAACGCUGAAUUUCACCUAUCAUAUUUUAAGGCAGGGUUGUGGGUGAACUGGCAAUCCAUCUUGAUUGUAGCCCCAUCUGCACCAGACAUUUAAAGCAGCAUCAUACCACUUGAGAAGCAGUUGUGACUUCUCCCAAAGAAUCCUGGGAACUGUAGUUUGUUAGAGGUGCAGAGUGUUGUUAGCAGACCCCUAUUCCAACCCACCCCCCAGCUGCAAUUUCUAGAGUGGCUUACCAGUCUCUCUUCCCAGGGAAUUCUGGGAACUGUUUUAAAAAGACCCCUGGAGAAGGGCCUCAACAAAAUCUCUUCUGCUCCUUCAGGUACUUAGGUAACCUGCCAGGGAUUCUCCAGGCAGAGAAUCUACCACCUACUUUUUCAAAACCUAGAGAUGCCAGGAAUAGAAGCUUUGACCCUUUGAGUGCAAAUUGGGUCGUCCACCACCUAGUCAUGAUCCUUUCCCCAUAAACCUUGGUCGCAAACAUACCAUACAUUGUAAACACAGUGUCCCCUACUCCCCCAAAAUCUUGGGGACUCAGGUUUGUUAAGGGUGCUGGGAAGUGUAGCGCUGUCAGGGUUAAACUACAGUUUCCAUUGUAAAAAAAGGUAAAGGACCCCUGGAUGAUUCAGUCCAGUUGAUUUGGGGGGGAAACGAUGCCCGUUAAAGGGGCGUCAAUGUGCUUUAAAUUGAAGGUUUAUUUCCUUAUUUCCAUGCGUACAUAAUAUUUUUAUUAUUAUUUUAGACUGAUAUGACAGUUGUUUCUUUUUUUCCAUCUUUUUUUGUAUUUUUAUUUAGAUUUUCCGUCAUACAAUUUAAUUAAAAAAUGAGAAAUAAUACACAACAGAAAAGAAACAUUAAAUCAUUAUACAUUAAAUCAUUAUACAAUAUCCGAAAAAGAAAAAGAAAAAACAUAAACAAAAUAAAAUAAACCCACCACCCUGUUUAACUUCCCUCCACCGCUACUCAUCUUCUCUAGAAUCAAUUUUACCCUUAUCAUUGCAUUCUGAUUGUUUUUGUUUUCUCAAUAUACAUACAUAUGUCAUUGAUAAUUUAUUGUUUUGAUGCAUUUACAUUCUUAAUCUAAGCAUAUUAGCAUGUCUUUUUUUCAGCAAUAUAAUACAUAAUUUUAUUUUUAUGCCGCCUCUCCAUAGUUCAAACCAUGCUCAGGCAGCUUGCAACAUGACAAAAGUCCAUAAUCGUAACAAGGCAAAAGUCGCCAUCAGCAAUAAAUAAAGCAUUAAAAAAAAAUACAACCACACUGAACAGAUUCCGCCUAGUGAUGUAGAAAGGCAAAUAGUUGUGCAGGGUAUUCCUGCCUGACUCUGAGGCUGUGUACGCAUUAUUGUAUACUCUGGCUCCCGUGUGCUCCCACUACAGGUGUUUGAAGCUGAGUACACAAUCCCUAGGUGUUCUACAGCUUCUUGAGAAAUGCUGCUGUUUGAUGAAUUUCCCCUCAAACCAGCUUCUAACUUGAGGUGUGUACAUCUAAGAUCACAGCAGCACAUGCCUGGAUGGCAGUGCACACGGAGUUUCACUGGCAGCAGGGCCAGAUUUAGGUUUGAUGAGGCCCUAAGGGACGCGGGUGGCGCUGUGGGUUAAACCACAGAGCCUAGGACUUGCUGAUCAGAAGGUCGGCAGUUCGAAUCCCCGCAACAGGGUGAGCUCCCGUUGCUCGGUCCCUGCUCCUGCCAACCUAGCAGUUCGAAAGCAUGUCAAAGUGCAAGUAGAUAAAUAGGUACCGCUCGGGCGGGAAGGUAAACGGCGUUUCCGUGCGCUGCUCUGGUUCGCCAGAAGCGGCUUAGUCAUGCUGGCCACAUGACCUGGAAGCUUUACGCCGGCUCCCUCGGCCAGUCAAGCGAGAUGAGCGCCACAACCCCAGAGUCAUCUGCAACUGGACCUAAUGGUCAGGGGUCCCUUUACCUUUACCUAAGCUACUGAAGGUAAUGGGGCCCUUUAUAUGUCCAGCUGUACUUUGUCAACAACAAAUUGUCAUUGUUUUUUGUAUUGAAUAUAUGCUAUAUGGCAAUUUAUGGACCUAAUAGCCAUUUGUCACUGUUGGGUGGAAUGUUGAACCUCCAUUAUCUUUUCCCCCUGUGGCUGGCAAAGCAGGUGGUGUGGGAAGAAAUUCUGAGUGCACCCUGCUAGCUUGGAAAAUGCUAAACUCCACCUUUCCCCCCUGACUUAUUUUCCUUUUUGAAUACAAAGCAGUUGCAAGUGGCUUAAAUCACUACAUAUACCGUAUUUUUUGCUCUAUAAGACUCACUUUUUCCCUCCCAAAAAGUAAGGGGAAAUGUGUGUGCGUCUUAUGGAGCGAAUGCAGGCUGCGCAGCUAUCCCAGAAGCCAGAACAGCAAGAGGGAUUGCUGCUUUCACUGCGCAAUGAUCCCUCUUGCUGUUCUGGUUUCUGAGAUUCAGAAUAUUGUUUUUCUUGUUUUCCUCCUUCAAAAACUAGGUGCGUCUUGUCGUCUGGUGCGUCUUAUAGAGCGAAAAAUACGGUAUAUGUGUGUGUAUAGUUUAGUCUUGAGGUUCUUCUCCCUUCAUCGACUUUCAAGCUUGCCUUCCAUAGCCUUAAGGUCUAGAAACAUGCUAUUUUAAAAAAAGAAAAGAAAAGAAAGGGAGAACAAAAGAUUCUCGGGAAGCUGGGUUCUAUAGCCAAAACCAAAGGGUUGCACUCCUAGAGAGGCCUUUUGGCUCAUGAAUGGCCUGAUUCACUGGAGCCUGAGGAUUGUUCCAUAGGAACACUGUAUUGCAUUUCAAUGCCUGGUUGGCUUUCUGUUCUUGGAGUGGAGCAAAAAAGGACCAAACAAUUCAGGCUUUGUUUACCAAGCGCCUUACACAGGCUGCAGGAAUUCUGUAAUUUAGCUUCCCCCACCCCACAAAAUCCAGUAUUAAAAAAAAAAAGGUCUAAUAGUGUGUGACUGCUGCUUGGGAUGCUGUAGGCUAUUGUGUGAUCAUCAAAUGGAUGCAGAAAGAAGCUCACCCAUGGUCCGAGUCUAGGGUACCUUUCUCAAUUUGCUUCUGGGAAAAUAUAUCCUACAGAUAAAUUCCGCCAGGGUAUUUGGUCAUACGCUAGAGCCUACACGAGGAAAGAGCGUUGUGGUAGCUUAACAGAUUUAUUGUGGCACAAAGAUUUUGUGGACUGAUCUGAACCUAGGUUGGGACAUCCGUUUUGCAGAAGGCCUAAUCCCCAUCCUCUUCAGGUAGGGCUGGGAAUGUGGAGAGCUGCUGCCAGCCAGUGUAGACAAUAUGGAACUAGAUGGGCCAAUAGUCUGACUCGGUAAAGGGAAGAUUCCUAUAUUGUUAUACCUCAGCCAGUUACAGCAUGAUGCUCAUAGUGACAAGGCUACAGUUUCUAUCCCUGCAAAGGACAACAGCAUAUUCCUACAUUGCAGGCGGUUGGUCUAGAUGACCGUCAGGGUCCCCUCCAACUCUAUGAUUCUAUUAUUGUUACAGAUUUUUGGGGGGGGUCCCCCUAAACCAGGGGCCAGCAAACUUCUUCAGCAGGGAGCCGGUCCACUGUCCCUCAGACCUUGUGGGGGGCCGGACUAUAUUUUUUUGGGGGGGUGGGUUGAACAAAUUCCUAUGCCCCACAAAUAACCCAGAGAUGCAUUUUAAAUAAAAGGACACAUUCUACUCAUGUAAAAACACACUGAUUCAUGGGCCGGAUUUAGAAGGCGAUUGGACCGGAUCCGGCCGCUAGGCCUUAGUUUGCCUAAGGUAAAGGUAAAGGGACCCUUGACCAUUAGGUCCAGUCGUGGCCGACUCUGGGGUUGCGGCGCUCAUCUCCCUUUAUUGGCCGAGGGAGCCGGCGUACAGCUUCCGGGUCAUGUGGCCAGCAUGACUAAGCCACUUCUGGCGAACCAGAGCAGCGCACGGAAACGCCGUUUACCUUCCCGCCGGAGCAGUACCUAUUUAUCUACUUGCACUUUGACGUGCUGUCAAACUGCUAGGUUGGCAGGAGCAGGGACCGAGCAACAGGAGCUCACCCUGUCGCAGGGAUUCGAACCGCAGACCUUCUGAUUGGCAAGCCCUAGGCUCUGUGGUUUAGACCACAGCGCCACCCGCGUCCCGCCUACCCAUGCCCUAAACCCUAGAAAUUAAUAAUAUGGUAGGAUUUUGAUUAUUUGUGAAGAGAAUAUUGCAGGCCUGUGGGAAAAUACAGGUUUAAGCUUCCUUUCCAAGGCAGGCCUCACCUGAGAUAGAGGCAUGCUGUAAGAUCUGGACUCCCUCCAUGCAGAUUGAAGGUGUCAGUAGGUGAAUAAAUAAUAUUUCUUAAAGCUACCACAGUCUCUGCCGCAUGUUCAGUUCUCCAAAGACCACAGGGCGGCUCACAAUAUAAAAAUACCUUCCAUCGGCAGGUAUCCGUGCUAAGAUAUAGCUGUAAACAGUGGAUUCAUAUUAAUCCAUAGCCCCUCUGCUGUCCCCUACACACAGAGGCUAAAUGUGGGCAGGGGCUCUGCAAAUAUUGGCCUUCUCCCACCCCCCUGGUGUCAUCAUGCCCCUCUGGCCCUCCCUCUAAUUUCGACAUUAAACAGGAUGUUUGAAAAGCAGCCGUUUGAAAAGGCUUCCUGUGUAGACAUUCCCCACACGGUCAGGAAUCGCAGUUGUGUGAGAUGAUGAUUUUGGAUGUAACAUAUAACCAUCAUCAUGGGUAAGAAAGAAAUGCUUUCUUUUGUCUGUUGUUCUCAUUCGCCACCCGUCCAGCUUCAUCCGAUGACCUUCGGUUCUAAUAUUAUGAGAGAGGGAGAAAAAUGCCUCCCUAUCCAUGUUCUCUGCAGUGUAUAUAAUUUUGUACACCCACCAAUCUGCUGUUACUCACCUUUAUUCUAAACGAAGUAACCCCAAACAGGAGGGGCUGGUGUGGAAGACUGGCUAGCACGGAGGGGAGGCGCUCCUCUGCCCCCCGACCCCAGCAGUGGCAUUGCUGAUUCUGAACAGAAGGAUUGAAUUCUACCUCUAGAGCAGCCUUUUUCAAGUUGUUGGACUACAACUCCCAUCAUCCAUAGCUAGCAGGUCAUGGACGAUGGGAGUUGUAGUCCCAUGACAUAUGGGGACCCAAAGUUGAGAGCGGCUGCUCUAGAGUUCCAUUACCCUGUCUGCAUUCAGAUGUCAGUAUAACAAACCAUGGCUUAUCCUGACAGACUCUUCCUUUGGCAUGGCUUAGAAACUUUUGCCUCCGUUUUCGAUUAGUCGCAGCUUGUUGUGUUGUAUGACCGCAACAAACUGAUUAAUCUCUUAACUGUGGUUUGUUUGAAACAAACCUACUUUAAACUGUGGCUUGCGAAGCUGGCUUAUUUCAUAGUUUACAUCGCUCGGACGUAAUACUAAAAUCUGAUUAAUUUCCUCUAGACUGCACCAGAGGAGAUAUUCACGAGCCUGGUUGGAGGGUAGGAUCAUUCCAGUUCUGAUAGGCUAUGGUUUAUUGUGACGUCCAAAUAAAUUGUAAUGUUUGCUCCUUAACCAUACCCUCAUGUUACGGCCUGAUGAACUUUUUUACUUUCUCCACCUCAGAAUAGUUAAAAGACUAAGCACCAAAUGUCCUUGGGCCUCUUGAUCACAGCAGAUCUGUGAAGGAAUUUCUCCAGAAUGUACAAUACUGCAACACCAAACAACUUUCUUUUCCCCCCAUCCUUCUCCCCCUCAUUCCUCCUCCUUUAGUGCUUCCACCUCUCAUUCAGAUCAUUCGGCACGUACAAAAUCUGCUUCUGUCGUCUCAUCGGAUUCCGUCUCCACUUCCACAGAAAAUUUUUCUCCGGAUCUAAGGGUAAGCCAAUCUGCAUGUGCAGCAGCGGAGUCAUGUGAUCAUUCAUUUUUCUUUUUAUUGAAUUUGUGGUACGGUAAUGUUUUGUUAAACUUUAGACAAGAGAGCCGUGAGUUUCGGGGCUCCUCCUUGAAGAAGAACUUUCUAUACGUAGAAAAAUAGUAGUACAAAGAGGAGGCUACAAUUAGAUUAAUUAUCUCCUGAUGUAUGUUGAUUAAUACAUGAGACGGCAUGUUGCUAUAUUACCAAAAGUGAAAAUUCAGAGAAAAGUUGUUGAGGAGUUUUUUCUCUCAGUUGUUGAGAACAUCUCUCCUCCCCCCCCCAAAAAAAAAACUAUUUUGGGGCUUUUCUGGGAUUCUAAAACAAUGCUUUUUAAAAAAACACCCUACUUGCCAUACGUCUAGGUUUUCCCGGACAAUUUGGCGAUUCAGCAAAAAUCCGCCCAGACGCCAUUUUCAAGCUUGUUUCCUGGCUGUGUCCAGGAAAAUCCGGACGUAUGACAGCCCUAUAUAUUUCCCCACAGAAAUUCUGAAUUCUGUAGUCCGGAAGUGGGAGAGGAGAAGCAACGGGAUUUGCUGCAUAUGUAGAAUGGCUAUUCAUCUAGUAUUGCCAUCUCAAGAUAUAUCUGAGAGAGAUGCCUGCUUAAAACCUUGGAGGGCUGCUGCCAGUCAGUGUAGACAGUAUUGAGCUAGGCAGAUCGAUGAUCUGACUCCGCAUAAUGCAGAUUCCUAUGUUCCUGUGUGCUUCCGCAAAAUGGGCUCAGGGGAUUGAUCUGCAUUCUAGAGUAGGGGCUGGCAGGCUUCAAUCCUCUUUGAAAGGCCACCUAGGUUGGUGGCCAUUACUUGCUCCUGUGGGAGGGAGUUCCACAGUUUAACUAGGCGCUGUGCAAGAAGUGCUUUCUUUGAUCUGUCCUGAUAAUGUCACAGGAGCGGCAGGUGUGGAGGAAGGAGGUCACUGUCACUUACUGGGGCAGGGCAGCGGCAAGAUCACAGCUGCACCCAUAGGUGCUCCCACGCACCUCUGACCUCACUGACACCCUUCCCAGCCCCACACAAUCCAACGAUGGUGCUGUCACGAGUGCAGCAGAUUAGUAGUGCCCCUCUGCACCAGACACUCCUGCAGCCCAGGCAGGGAGGAAGUUACCUGUAUGAACUACAUUGGUACCAUCUGGGAGAGGGUCAGCACAGGCCGCUGUUAGAAUUCCUGCUCUAUGAUUGCAGUCAUGGGAUUGUUGUCUAUCACAUGACGGUAUGUGUUUUGACUCCACAGAGUGGGAAGUGACGAAGACAGGAUGUUUGUGUUACUGUGUUCCGUGAAGUGGGACUGUUGUCCUUUGUUCUUUUUCUCUUUGCUGUCUGAUGCUAGAGAGAGAAGGAGCCAUGUUGCAGUGCUCCGCGUGUGUUUACAUGUAAAUAAAGUAGAUUAGCCAAAAUGCUGAGUUGCUGAGGUCUGUCACGCAUGAUGCGCAAACUCUGCGGAUCCCUAAGUGUGCCGGUGUCGGUUGGCAUCGGUCGCUGUGAUGUUUGGGCUGAAGAAAGCUUUUGAAGCUCCCGAAUGAUCAACCAGGAGGGAGAGAACAUGCCAGUCGUGCAUGUGUCUCUGCCAGGGUUCUACUCGAGUGUAGGCCGAGCUCCUGACCCUGUAGUGCAGAGGUGGGCAGAAAGGAGAUCCGGAUCUACUUAUGGUGACUUGCAGUGAGAUCUGCAAGGGUUUUUGACUUCCAACGUUCAUAGAAUCAUAGGGUUGGCUGCCAUUGGGGUGGCUGACAUAACACAAAAUGGCUGCCAUUGGCCGGGUGGCGCAACACAAAAAGUGGCAGGAGCACAAUGGUUAAUUGGUGCCAGUGGCGAAGGAAGCCUCUUGGGCACCUGGGUUGGCAUGCCCGGGGGCGGGGCGAACCAUCCAUAGGGGCAGGGCCAGGCGCCCAUAGGGAUGGGGCAUACCGUGGGGCCUCAGCUGCCCUACAGCUGGGGGGGGGAGUUAGCAGGCGGACAGCGCGGAGCCUGCGGGUGCCGAGACAUGUGACUCAUGCGCAUUGCAGGCCCUGCGGCGAGUGCCGCCCGCUAUUUUGUCAACUCCCCCAUCAGGAUGGCACCUGGGGUAGGCCGCACCCCCCCGCACACACACUCCUUCCUACGCCCCUGAUUGAUGCCCAUUGUUAACUUUUUAAUAUGUUUUUUACUGUACGGUUUAUGUGUUUUUGUUAAAAACCACUUUGAUAAUCUUUUUUAUGAAACAGCGGUCUAUUUUGUGUGUGUGUGUGUGUGUGUGUGUGUGUGUGUGUGUGUAUAACUAAUACACAGCUUAUAAAUCAAUGGAGCAGGCAUGCCGUACCCCACAUCAAGUACCCCCUGCAAUAGGGGGUGAGGGAAAAUAGGUCUAUUUCAGCCAUUAAUGUGCUCACUCACAGAGGGGUGGCUCUUUGUCUCUCUCCUCUGUUCAGAAUGGAAGGGGAGAGGCAUAUCAAGUCCUGGCAUCCAUUGAAAUGUGGGCAAGUUUAAGGGUGCGUGUUCAGUGUAGGAGACGCUGAGGCAGCGCAAACAGGAAUCGAGCAGCAAAGGCAGGUCUCUCGUGCACUGCGGAUUUUUGAUGGGAUAUUUACUGCCACCUUUCUCCGGCACUGUAGCUUAUUUCAGUAUUUGGCUUCAUUUCUAACCGCAUUGUGACAGCAUUUCGGUUUUCCCCCCUCACAUGGAAUUGUGCCCCAAAAUGUGGGCUUCGCUUCAGACCAGCUGUGCUUCAGCUUUCUAGUGGCACCGAUGUCCCCCCCCAAUGUCACCUGAAAUGGGCUGAGACUCUGGCCACACUCACUCCAUACGCUGAAAGCACUUUAAACAGUGGCUUCCCCCAAAGAAUUCUGGGAGCUGUAGUUCGUUAAGUGUGCUGGCAGCUGUUGGGGGACUCCUUGUUCUGCUCACAUAUACCAGAGCUCACUGGAAAGAGGGGUUGGUUGUUAAAUUACUUUGGAAACUGUAGUUCUGGGAGGGGAGCAGUGGGUCUCCUAGCAAUUCUUGGCUUCCUUGGCAAGCUAUAGUUCCCACAACUCUUAGGGUGAGAUUAUACUGCUCCUUUCCAAUUGGUUCAUGUCCUUUAUUUUCCCCACUGAAAUCCAGUAACUUUUCGUGCUGCAAGUGGUCUUUUUUUUGUCUCGCUUUUGUUCCGCUAUAGCCCCCUCCAGACAGUAAUAAUGUCACUGGGGAAACAUUGCGGAACAACUAGCAAAACAGAACAAAUCCAACACUAACGCACUAUUAUUGUGCCAAAACCUAGAAAACAAAAAUAAAAACCCCACCCGUCUAGAAGGGCUCAUUGUUUUCACUGCAUGCCUCCCUUCUUGAAAGGGCAUUCCAUGGUUGUGGUGCCACAGCUAACAAGGCUCUGUCAUUCAUGUUUUUGUCUGCCCUCAGUUUCUGAAGGCCGAGGAACGGGUGGGGGGUUGGAGUUUUACAACUGGCUUGGGUGCAUGAGGACACACGUGUGCUGCCUCAUAUUUCCAAACAUGGAAAUGCCCUUCAGGAACCACAAUAACCUGUGUUGGCAAUGCAGGAGCUUCUCUUUUCUGCAUUGUCUGAAAUGACCCUGACAGGAAGGAAGGUCGUGCAGCAAUUUCUUUUUAACUCAUCUUUUUUUCUUGGACCUUGGCAAGCCUAGCUCAUCCACUGACUCUGCCUUCUUUCUGUGUACUUUCUUUUCCAAAGAAAGCUCAGCAUUACCGUUUCUCUUCUGUCAACCCCCACUCCAAUUGUCUCCUGACAGGGAGGAAUUCUGCUUAUUUGAGCAGGAUUCGCUUUUAAUACCAAGUGUCCUUUCCCCCUGCCCUCUAUUUAUAGCUCUCUCGUCAUAGACCUGUCAAGGCCCAGGUUACAAUAUAUUGAUUUAGUGCAAAUGAGAUCAGGGAGAGCCAGACUCGGUCAAUCUUCUGUCUCUGAGGCAAGGGGGAAAGGAAGUGCCUCUGGAGCAUGUUCAUGUUUCAAGAGACAGCCAAAGGAGAAGGUGAUCUUAAUAAUGUUCAAGGUCCCCUAGAUGUUUGCAUAGGCACUAAAUGUGCCGUGCGGAAGCCGCCCUGAAACUAUUUAUGAUUGUCAUUCGCGAGGAGCUGAGCGCUUAAGGGAGUUCGCCCACGGCCUUGGGAUGCCCUCUUGGGACGUGAUCCGUUAUUUCCUCUGAGGCGUCUGCCUGCCUUCCUACCACGAACCCUUCUUCAGACUUCUUUCCUUUUCUUUUUUUUGCAAUGUACAACAGGGUAAGGGAUUUUCUUCUUCUCUCUUAUGAGUCUGAAAGGCAAUCAGUCCGAGUUGUGCUUUAGCUUAGGUAGCCCUGCUGAGCAUCUGAACAAAAGUAGAUGGUUAAUGAUUACUAUUAUUAUUGCCAAAUAUGUGUGGGUUUUGUGUGCCGUCUUGAUCAAGGAAGGUUCUCGUUCUUUUUGUCAAGGAGGUUUGUGGCUGUGACGUUAACGUAUAUGAGAGAGUGCUUGAGGGGAAAUAGUUAAACAGGUUGCCCAGUCAGGACCGGGGGGGGGGGUGGAGUCAGUGGGACUAUAAAACCAGUUCUGGGAGCAGUUCGUUGGGAGUUGUUGGUGGGUAGCUGGUUGGUUUUAGUGAGUUGGCUGGUUGGGAAAGGUAGUUGGUAAUAGAGAGACAGUUAGGGCUGUGUGGGGAGGUAGAAGAGAUAGAGAGAGGAAAAUAAGACUAAGAAAGUAAAGAGCAACCACGUUUGGAAUGCCGUAAAAGUUGUUUGUGUCUGAAAUAAAAUACACUCUUCUGUAUUAAUUGAGCAGCUGACUGAGACUGAAGUGAUUUUACCAGGGAGGACCUGGUUGGUGGCAGCGGAUUAGUGGUGUACGGGUCAGUAGUCCAUGAGACGACCGGGGGCUCCGUACGAACGCCACAGUGGCUCGCUUUUGGAGUGCGCAUUUUGCACCCAAAGAUUGGAUCCCAGGCAUCUCCAAACAGGUUGGGGUUGUUAGACUCCCCUUCUGAAACCCCGGGGAGCUACUGCUAGCUAGUUCUGACAAUUCUGGGACCAGUGACUAGGUGUAAGGCAGCCUCUGAUGGAAGCCCGGUUUUCAACUUUGAAUUUUUAAAAGAGAUGCUACCGCUGCCUCAUAUUUGCAGCUCCAGGUUUGUGUCAGCGAUCAAAAUUCCCGCGUGAAAUUCAUCCCUGGGUGAUGAAGCCAGUGCUCCCAUCAUUUGACACAGUGGCAAAGACACUUUACUUUCCUCCCACUCCACUUCCUUUAUUGUGGUUGGGGGGCAGCUCUGAUGAAUUAAGGCUAUUGCACCAGUUUUCCCUUGGCACUUCCCUUCUGCUUUGUUUAACUAACAGCUAAAAACAGGGGUUUUCGGUACCGCUUAUUGGCAUGCUGUAGUUAAUUUAACAGUGGCGUGAGAGGUGGGUGCAGUCUGAACACUUUUGGGGAUGUUUUCAGAGGAAGAAAAUGUAUGUCGUUCUAUGAGGAUAAUGUUAGAAUGAAUGGGAAAUGGGCGAAGAUCUGUAUCGGGGGGAAAGUCAGCUGUCUGAGGGAAGAACUAGAUAGCGUGAGCUUUUCUGUCCUCCUGGGUUAGACGUUGCCACUAUGUUCCUGGAUCUGAUUUAGGAGAAGAUGCUUCAGGGGAGAGGCUGCUCAAAGGCAGCCAGAAUUGACGUUCACAUCACCUGUAACUUGAAGAAGUGUAACUUUUAAGUUACCUCUCUUCCCACCUUCAAAGAAAGGUCUAGGUGUGGCCCAGGGGAAGGUGGAGUCUGAGAAAAUAUGGCAGAGGUAGCUUUGGCAAACCAACCAAAACAGAUAAAACUAAGGUUGCUUCUAGGCAACCUGUUUAUUGGGCAUUCAGCCUGAUUUGGUUGCACAAAAUUUAUGGGGGGAAAGCCUGCUAUUCGCUGAGCAUUCAUGCCAAUUUGUUUGUGCGAUGUUGUGUAGACCAACUGUUAUCCCAUACUUUCGCCUACAAUUCCCCACCACUUUCCUUUCUGCAAAAAGUCAAUCAUUGUUUUUAUAAGUGGGCUCGUUGCGCAAGACAUCAGUUUUAAUGAUGCCACACAAAUUUGCUGGUAUGCUACUAAACCCAGCGGUAGUCUGUAAGCACCCUAAGUCACUGCAGGAAUGUUGGGGUUCCUGUAUCCAUUAAAUGUGGUGGACCGAGGUGUGUAUUUUUUAUUUUUAUUUUUUCCUUUACUCUUGUGUUUACGCCAAACUGGAGUUUGGGGUUUUAGUAAACUGAAUGGGGCAAUUGCAGGAAGACGCCGGUCAGUUGUGCGCUGGGUAAUGCUAACUGUGUAUACACACACACACACACACACACACACACACACACUCCCUUACCUGCUUGUAGAUGAUCUUAGCAAACUUUGCAAACAUUCAAGUAAGAAAUGCUGUGUCUGCCCAAUUAGGCGCUUGCACUAUUUAUUUAUUUUUCAGUCCACGUUGCAGCACUUUGCAGAAAAAAGCAGCAACAACGUAUGAUUCUAUGAGUGACGACUUUCUGUAUUUCUGCUACUUCAAAGCAGGGUGCUAACUUAAUUCUUUGUGUCCGGUUUGUAAGCAAAAUGGGAUGCUGCGAGAUGAUCUGCAGAAUCUGAUUGGCUGGCAAGCCUACGGCCUGCUGCUUGAUUGGCUGCCUAGUCUACGGCAUAAAACGACCCAUCUGCAUAUGGUGUUUCUGCAUGAUUUUAUUUCCCUCCUUCUCCCCCCGCUCUUCUAAAACACCAAAAGAUUAAGACACAAGGCUUUUCCAUGGGAUUAGUGAUUUUGCUGGCUGCUUCGAUCAUUCUGACUUGAGUUAUUCUCUCUCCCCCCCCCCCCGCAUCUCACAUCUGUUUAUUUAAUCCCCAGAAAAAGCCCCUUCGCCACCAUAAUAAAGCAAGGCAGUUGGCUUUUUGUUCUGUUGUUGUUGGGGGGGGGGGUUGCAGCAGAUCUAUUGUGUAGAAAGUUGUGAGAAUCCUGUGGUGGUGCAGUGUGAUAAUUCUGUGCAGGUCUAAAUAUGCAGCAGUUUACACGUAAGUAAAAGAAAAGUUUUUUCGGACACGGGUGGCACUGUGGGUUAAACCACAGAGACUAGGACUUGCUGAUUAGAAGGUCGGCAGUUCGAAUCCCCACGACGGGGUGAGCUCCCGUUGCUCGGUCCCUGCUCCUGCCAACCUAGCAGUUUGAAAGCACGUCAAAGUGCAAGUAGAUAAAUAGGUACCACUCCGGCGGGAAGGUAAACGGUGUUUCCGUGCGCUGCUCUGGUUCGCCAGAAGCGGCUUAGUUAUGAUGGCCACAUGACCCGGAAGCUGUAUGCUGGCUCCCUCAGCCAAUAAAGCGAGAUGAGCGCCACAACCCCAGAGUCGACCACGACUGGACCUAAUGGUUAGGGGUCCCUUUACCUAAAAGAAAAGUGCAAAAGGAGUAACUCCAGCAGUUGAUGCAAGAUGUCCUUGUUGUCAGUAUCUUGUUUUUAAAAACAAACACACACACACACACACACACACUUACUUUAACCCAGGGCAUUGUCAAUGCUGGCUGGGCAAUCUGGAACAACAUUGGGAGGGUAGUAGGCUCCCCCCCCACACCUUUGCCCUUAUGGAGACAGGUUUCUCACAAAUUGCAAUCUACAUGUACAAUUUGCUGUGCAGGUCCUACAGAGAAGCAACUUUCAGACAGGAAUUGUGUGACAACUGAAGCGAAGCAGCUGCCUCGUGUGACUGAUUUUUGGGCACGUUGAAAGAAUGGCAGCAGACUGUCCAUUAUUUCAUUUAUUGUGCAUCCAAUUAUCAGUGGAUAAUUAUAAUUUUUUUCACGAAUGGAAAGAGUAAAACUUCAGAUGGGUUGGUUUAUGAACAAGCCUGGUCUUUGCAACUGUGGGAUUUAGUCAUUCCUACCCCCACGAAGAACUAAUGAACUGCACAAAGGAACACCCAGAAGUCCGAUAACUUAUCUGAUUCAGCUUGGCUUAGUUUUAUUUCAUAUACUUUUCCAAAAAAGUACAUUAAUGUGGAGCUCCCAAUUCAUGUGGAGACUUUUACAGGGUGAGUCUUUUAAAAGAGGCACCGUGGAUACAGAGUAUACAUGUUUCACGGGGCCUCUUUUAAAAGACUCACCCUGUAGAAAUAUACUUCUGUGUGAUGGGCAAUAUCGUUUGUAUUGUUUUAUUAUGAAAAUCAGUGCUGUACUUCUUUGAAAAGGCGCUUGUUCAUCUUGCCAUUACCUGGAAAACAAUAAAAUAAUCUUCUUUUUAAAAGGUAUUUAACACUGAUGUAGCUGAUUUUCAUCUUAGGUUCUCAGGGAAUCUAAUAAAUUGGCUGAAAUGGAGGAGCCCCCGUUGCUACCAGGAGAAACCAUUAAAGACAUGGGUAUGUGCAGAUAUUUCUCUUUGAUGUUUUCCCCCCGGGUAGAUAGCACUGGGUUACACAUCCAUAGCUAUGACAAGCAGACACAAUGGUUUAAUAUCAGAUAUUCCUUUAUUUUUCAGCAUAUUGUAUGUUAAAUCAAGACUGAGCUCCUAUCAUUUGUACUUCAACUGACCUCCGUCCCCCAACCUUAAUUGUACUCCAUUUAUUUGUCGCUUUUGUUGAAAAAUCAAUUGUAAAAACCCAUUUAUUUAUUCAAAAGGAAUAGAAGAAAUGGGAUGAUACCACUUUUUCCCUUUUAUAAGAGAGAGAAAGGAAAACAUGAAGUCAUUUCUCAGAACAAAGCACACUGUUUCUUUUAUUAGGAUUAAACAGAAAGCUCUUCCCCUUUGUUGAAAUUCCUUCUGUGUUCAGGAACGAUAACCAACUAGUAAAUAGUUAUGUAAAACCCUCGUGUAUCUAUGACUGCAGAUGGGUUAGUUGUUAAAGAACUUCAGAGGGUUUUUUGUGUGUUUUUUGCUGGGGGGAAGGGACAAGCGCAAAGCACGUUUGGCCAAGAUGUUUAAGGAAGGCCAGAAAGGGCCAGCAUCUUCAUUAUCUAUCCAUAAAACAGUACUCUUAGGCUGGAUAGAUAUAAACAGUGUUAUAUGAUGCUACUCCCAUAUGCCUGAGCGUGGGUAUGAAGUGUGAAAUUCCUUUCUUUAGUCCUCGUUUACAUUGCCGCACCCACUUCUCUUGGUGAAACUGAAGGAGAGCCACUGAGAAGAGGCUUUUAAAGUUUUUUUUCAGUGGCAAGAAAAAGCACAAGUUGAGCUGAUUUCACCUUAGAGCAGGAAACCCUUUGGCCCGCCAGGGGUUGCUGGACUACAAAUCCCAGCAGGCCCAGCAAACAAGACCAAUGGCCAGGAAUUGUGGGACCUUCAGUUAUUAUUAUUAUUAUUGUUCCAUUUAUUAAAUUUGUAUACCACCUUUCAUCCGAAGAUCUCAAGGUGGUUCAUGGCAUUAAACUACAAGAUAAAAACAUAAAAUACAUAAUGAAAACAAGAGCAAAACAAUAACCUUCCCACCCACACCCACAACAUAUUUAAAAGGAUAGCAGUGGUUCUCAAGCUUUUUUCUCUGGGCCACAUUUUCCGAAUAAAAAUUUGCUUGCGCCACACUGAAUUAUUUUUAUAUAUAAGAAAUAACUCUGGAAAGCAAAAAGAAGCAACUCCUAGCUGUGUCUGAUUUUGAAAAUCAUAUUCUGCAAAUUUUAAAAAAGUAAAUGAUACUAUACUAUACUGCACUGAAAUGUUUAAAUGCUUAUUUGAUUGCCCUUGAAUCUUCCCUCAACACUUAACCAUUGUCUCCUACCUUUGAGAACCACUGUUCGUUCAGCUCCAUCUCUUCAAAGCUUCCUCCUCACCUGCUUUGAGAGACAUUGAAAGGUGUUCCAAGCCUCGUUGUAGCACCUCCAUGUGGAAAUACAUAUAAUAUGUAUAUAUAACAUAUUUCUUUCUUUCUCCUAGCAAAGGAUGUUACUCAUAUCUGCCCAUUCACCGGCGCCAUUAGAGGAACUCUGACAGUUACAAAUUACAGGCUAUAUUUUAAAAGCAUGGAAAGGGUAAGGCUCAAAUUGAGCAACUUUUCACUUGUUUUUCACAAGUAGUCUGGUCUGUGCCUGGAUGGGCAACCACCUGGGAAUCCCAUGUUCUAUGGGGAAAGAAAAGUGGGAUGUGACUGUAACAAAAUAAAUGUAUCAAUGCAUUUCCAGCCUCGUCAUCAAGAUGUUCAGCUUUUGGGUGCUCCAAGCUCUGUCUAAAAGUAAUACAAUCAUCCCUUGGUUUUCAAACAGCUGAGUUCUCAAACAUUUUGGCUCCCGAAUGCGCAAACCCAGACUAUUCCAGUUUGCAAACUAUUUUUGGAAGCCGAACGUCUGAUGGGGCUUCCGCAGCUUCCAAUUGGCUGCCGGAGCUUCCUGCAGCCGAUCAGAAGCUGCGCUUUGGUUUCUGAACGUUUUAGAAGUUGAACAGACUUCCACAGUACGGCUGUACUUUGUUUUAGGAGGUUUUAGACUUUUCAUUAACGCACUACAUUUCCUCCCCAGGACCCUCCGUUCGUUCUUGACGGUCCUCUGGGAGUGAUCAACAGAGUGGAGAAAAUUGGAGGCGCUUCUAGCCGCGGCGAAAAUUCAUAUGGCCUUGAGAUUGUGUGUAAGGUAAAGCAGAUCCAUCUAUGGUUGGUGAAUUAUGGCUAGGUUCUUGCCCCACAGCAGUGGUCUGUUAUGUUCCUAAAAAUCACAUGUUCUUAAAUUCCUCUUUGCUGACUUUAAAUAGAGCAGCCCUGCAGAAAGCUGCCAUGUAGGACUUGAAGCUGAGUUGGCUAAACCAAGAAGAAAAUACUGUAUUUUUCCGUGUAUAAGACUAUAUUUCCCCCCAAUUUUUUUAAGUUUAAAACUGGGAAUCGUCUUAUACAGUGGACCCUCUGGAUACAAAUGUAAUUCGUUCCAGGAGUCCGUACGUACCCCAAGUAGAGGUGUUGCUUCUGCGCAUGUGCGCAGCGCGAUAGAGCACUUCUGCGCAUGCACACGUGGCAAAACCUGGAAGAAUACACUUCCAGGGUUGCCGUAUUCACAACCCAAAAGUUAUGUUACCCAAGGAUAAUGUAAUCCGAGGGUCCGCUGUACACAGAAUGCUGCAAUUAUUUAUUUCUUAAUUUGGGGCUCAAAAAAUAGGGGUCCUCUUACACAUGGGGGCAUCUUAUACACAGAAAAAUACAGUAUAUCCCCCCCCCCCCAGUGCUCUAUAUUGAAAACUCUGAUCCUAAACCUCCACUGCCUUGCAGGAUAUCUUUGGGGGAAGAAAAGGCUCAGGAGUAAACCCUAUGCAAAUCCAGAGUGGAGUCCCUGAGACGGUUGGAUGGUGUCUCAUAUGCCUCCUUCUGGCAACUCCUGCAGCCAAGCUGGUGCCAAACAUGUUGCUCUGCUUUCCUUUGGACCACAUCAGUGAGGCCGAGAGGGGGGGUCUUAUCAUCUGGGCAGCCCAGGACCUCCAUACACACUGCUCAGGCUUGUGCGCCUGGGAGGUCACUUUGGUGCUGCUAACACCCCUGGAGGCACACUCCAUUGUCUCUCGAUAAUAAUAAUAAUAAUAAUAAUAAUAAUAAUAAUAAUAAUUUAUUAUUUAUAUCCCACCCAUCUGGCUGGGUUUCCCCAGCCACUCUGGGCGGCUUCCAACAAUGUAUUAAGAUACAAUGGUCUAUUAAACAAAAGCUUCCCUAAACAGGGCUGCCUUCAGAUGUCUUCCAAAAGUCUGGUCAAGGCUUUAAAGGUCAGCACCAACACUUUGAAUAUAUAGUGGGUGACAAUCUCCAUACAGAUAGAGGCCAACAACAAUAGUACUGAGGUUUAAGAAGAUGCACAGAAACAUUGCAAAACCAAUCCCAAGCCUUUUAGACCUUCAGUCCAUCAUGGGAACGACUCAUCUGUUUCUGUCGUUGGCAUCUGUUCCUAUUUGAACUGAAAUAUGAGGUCUUUGGGAUUCCAAAGAAGGCUCUACUCUGCACUGUAAAGUCAAGUGUAAGAUGUCAAGUGUAAGAUGUCUGAUCCUUGCAGGCAUGUAGGUGCUCUUCUUGCUGUGUCCUAACUCUCCCCUUCCACCACUCCUGCCCCCAUCAAGAUAUUGCAGUUCUACUUGGGGGUAAGAAAGAGCCCCCACCAGUGUAGCUAGUGGUCAGGAACGAUGGGAUUUGUAGUCCAGUGACAUUUGGAGGGCACCCGAUUGCAGAAGGCUGGUCUGCUGAGUUUGGCCUAACAUUUUUCAGGAUGUCCGGAAUCUCCGGUUUGCGCAUCGCCCCGAGGGCCGCACAAGAAGGUCCAUAUUUGAGAACUUGACAAAAUACGCGUUUCCCGUGUCAAAUCAUUUGGUAAGUGCUUUUCUGUUGCUCUUGUGGCACGCAUGGUAAAAUCGACAUGAAUUUAACCAUUCUUAAGAGAUAAAUUACUUCGGGUCAUAGUGGAUGACAAUCUUUCAUUAGUAAAAAAAAUUUAAUAUAAUUUUCUGCUUUACAAUUUCAAAUAAACAUUUUACAAACUUUAAAAUAUCCAGCAACUUCCCUUCUUCUCUUUCCAUGGUUCAUUUUGCAUAUCUUUCAUCCCUGCAUAUUUUACAAUAACCAUUCCAAUUGGUUUUCUACUACUACAUCCAUCAAGAAUUAUUUACUCUGUUGAAUUUAUCUUAAUGCUGCCAGCGUUUUCAGCUGUACACCGUUAUUUUCCACAUACUCAUUAAAUGUUUUCCAGUCUUCUUUAAACAUAUGUUCUUCUUGCUCUUUUAGUGUAUGUUAGAUCUGGUACACCGUAAAAGAAUUCCCAGUGGCUCCGGCUUAAUCUUGAGCUGGGAGACCUGGGAACUUUUAUUCCCCAAGCUUCCCAGCAGCAAUUUUGGGGGAAAUCUACUGGCGCUUGCAGCCUUAGACUCGGGCAAAAACCCUCGAGGUCAUCGCUGGUUUAGCUUACCUCAUAACUGCACACUGUAAUCCAAAUUGAGGCAGUUGAGAUCCUGACACCCUCGCCAUUCCUGAGGUGAAAAAUAUUGGUACCACCACUGAUUGUAACCUCCUCAUAGCGCACCACAAAACAUGAGCAUCCCAUGGCUGUUUUUGGUUUUAAAAAGCCAGGAUACUCGUAAAGUGAAUUAAUUUUGAAUUUUAAAUUGUUGUAACCUGCCCUGAGACUUUCUGGUGAAGGGCAGGUCAUAACUUUAAUGAUAAUUAAAGUUUGUAGGACUCGAACCAAUGGCUUCAAGUUAAAAGAAAAGAGAUUCUGACUCAAGAUCAGGAAGAACUUUCUGGUGGUAAGAGCUGUUUGACAGUGGAACGGUCUCCAUUGGGAGGUUGUGGAUUCUCCUUCCUUGGAGGUUUUUAAGCAGAGGUUGGAUGGCCGUCUGUCAUGGAUGCUUCAGCUGAGAUUCCUGCAUUGAAGGGGGUUGGAUUAGAUGACUCUCUGGGUCCCUCCCAACUCUACAACUCUGUAAUUCUAUCAUUCUAUAAUUAUAAUUGUGCUGUGGGUGCUGGCACAAAAUGGCUGCCAUAGGCAACCAUCACAAAAACGGAAUAGGUGUCAUCCAUGUGAUGUUGCCUUGAAAGACUGCUCUGUAUUUACACUGCCAGAAAAAAUAAUUCUUUUCGCACAAAGUCCCUUUUCUCCCCAACCCCCUUUUCUCCCCCUUUUUCACCCCCAUGGAGAUUUUGUAGGUAAUAGAUCAGAAUACAAAGGAAUAUGAAGACGUGUACACUGAUGUGUUAAUUACAACGUACAAAGACAGUUUCUUUUCGUUCAUGCCUCAGUGUUAUAGAAACAAAAAAGACUGUGCAGAAAUUGUUAUUGGAGAUGCCAAAUAAAAUGGAAAAUGAGCUGAAAAGAACUGAUUUUUUCUCUCUCUCUCUUGUUUUUAAGUCUCUUUUUGCAUUUGAAUACAAAGAAGUUUUCCCAGAAAAUGGCUGGAAGGUUUAUGAUCCUGUUGUGGAGUACAGGAGGCAGGUAAGCACCUCCAUUCUACCUCUGAUUUACACUCCUUCCUGUAUGUCAGAAUUGUAUACUAUUGAUUUAGGCUUGAGGAACCUCUGACCUGUAGGUGAACUUAUUAACCCAAGUCCAAGCUGGGCCCAGGUCAAGCACUGCACUAAAUAAUUUUUAACUUGGUUGGUCAAAUUCUGGCUCAGGAGCCACCAUGAGUGGCAAGAGCAAGGAGGAAUUCUGACACUCCUGGACUGCAGCCUUCCCCAACUUGUGCCCUCCAGAUGUUUGGGGCUCCAGCUCCUUAUCAUCUCUAGUCAGCAUGGCCAGAGGUCAGGGAUGAUGGGAGUUGUAGUCCAAAACAUUUGGAGAGCAACAGGUUGGGGAAGGCGGGCCAAUGGCUAAUCAAAAUUUAAAAAGCAGCAUCAAGCCUGUAUUGUAUGCUGUUACUUUCUCCCAGGCUCAGUGAACCAAAAGCACCCAAAGGCGCAAUGGGCUCUGUCUCGCCAGAAGAAAGCACUCGUCUUGCAUUCUGUACCGCGACCUAUGACAAUCUUGCCGAAAGGUUAUUCAUAAGGGGAUUUAUAUGGAGUUUAUAUUGGUCAAUUUAAGGUAGUGCUCAACUCCCCAAGGUCUCAGUUCAAAGUCUUUGUGGCUACAUGAGGACCUUUAUCAGGAGAUACCAACUAUCUGUGUGUGUGUCUAUUAGAUACCAAGCAUAUGAGCAUCUUGAUGCUUGAAUUGUGCUACAAUUCAUAUUCGAUGGCUGUGUUCUUAUCACGGAAGCAAGGAGCAACAGCAUAUGCCUUCAGGAAGGGCCAUAGAUAGCUCACUGGCAGAACAUCUGCAUUGCAUGUGGAAAGUUCAGUCCCUGGUAUUUCCAGGCAGAGACCCUUGUCUGAAACCCUUGAGCACCACUGCCAGUCAUUGUUAAGCCAAGCUUCCUCAAACUCAGCCCUCCAGAUGUUUCUGGCCUACAACUCCCAUGAGCCCUAGCUAGCAGGACCAGUGGUCAGGAAAGAUGGGAAUUGUAGUCUCAAAACAUUGAGGAAGCCUGGUGUAAGCAGUAAUGGGCUGGACGAACCAAUGAUUUGACUCUGUGAAAGGCAGCUUCCCCUGUCACCAGCUCCGAAAUCAUUUUUAGAUUGCCGGGGGGUUUUGGAGAACGGUGGUGGUAGAAAUCCUAAAUAACUUCCUUGAACUUUUAAAGCCCUAAAUGGCCUUGGCCCAGUAUACCCUGAAGGAGCAUCUCCAUUCCCAUCGUUCUACCUGGACACUGAGGUCCAGCUCCGAGGGCCUUCUGGCAGUUCCCUCACUGCAAGAAGUCAAGUUACAGGGAACCAGGCAAAGAGCCUUCUCGGUAGUGGCGCCUGCCCUGUGGAACCCCCUCCCACCAGAUGUCAAGGAGAUAAAUAACUACACAACUUUCUGUACACAUCUGGAGGCAGUCCUGUAUCGGAAAGUUUUUAAUGUUUGAUGUUUUAUUUUUUAAAAAAAUAUUUUCUUGGUGCCAUCCAGAGUGGCUGAGGCAAACUAAUUGGAUAGGCAGCAUAUAAAUAUUAUUAUUAUUACUAUCAGCGUCCUGUUGGAUCAGCUGGGACAUAAGCACUAAACCUUCUUCUGCUGUUGUUCCCCAACAACCUGCAUUCCUCUAGUAUAUUUGACUCCCUUUGUCUCCUGUUACAUUUUAGGCAGGUAUUGAUGUAAGCGCUUCCAUUUCCAUUUCCGAGCACAAUUCAAAGUGUUGGUGCUGACCUUUAAAGCCCUAAAGGGCCUCAGUCCAGUAUACCCGAAGGAGCGUCUCCACCCCCAUCAUUCUGCCCAAGCACUGAGGUCCAGUGCCGAGGGCCUUCUGGCGGUUCUCUCACUGCGAGAAGUGAGGUUACAGGGAACCAGGCAGAGGGCCUUCUCGGUAGUGGCACCCGCCCUGUAGAACGCCCUCCCAUCAGAUGUCAAAGAGAAAAACAACUACCAGACUUUUAGAAGACAUCUGAAGGCAGCCCUGUUUUGGGAAGCUUUUAAUGUUUAAUAGGUUACUGUAUUUUAAUAUUCUGUUGGAAGCUGCCCAGAGUGGUUGGGGAAACCCAGCCAGAUGGGCGGGGUAUAAAUAAUAAAGAAUUAUUAUAUUAUUAUAUUCCAUUUGAAUGAUGGGAACGGGAAGCCCAAACAUCUCUAUCUCUUUCCAAAACAGGGAAUUCCUAAUGAAAGCUGGAGAAUUACCAAGGUGAAUGAGCAGUACGAACUGUGCGACACCUACCCUGCCCUCCUGGUGGUUCCUGCCAACAUCUCGGACGAGGAACUGAAGCGAGUAGCUGCAUUCCGAUCCAGGGGACGCAUACCUGUAAGCUUAACGUUGUCUCUUACUGUGGCCACAGCCACACCAUGCCUUUAAAGCACCGCCGUACUGCUUUAAACAGCUUCUUCCAAAGAAUUCUGGGAGUUGUAGUUAAAGGCCCGUAUUCCCCUCCCGGAGCUUCAAUUCCCAGAGUUCCGUGUGAAGAGAGAUUGAUUGCUGAACCGUUCUGGGGAAUCCUAAAAAAAACAUCGAAAAAUUCUUUGGGGCCUCCUAACAACAGACAGCAUCUUAAAAAGCAGAGACAUCACCUUGCCAACAAAGGUCCGUAUAGUAAAAGCUAUGGUUUCCUCAGUAGUGAUGUAUGGAAGUGAGAGCUGGACCAUAAAGAAGGCUGAUCGCCAAAGAAUUGAUGCUUUUGAAUUAUGGUGCUGGAGGAGACUCUUGAGAGUCCCAUGGACUGCAAGAAGAUCCAACCUCUCCAUUCUUAAGGAAAUCAGCCCUGAGUGCUCACUGGAGGGACAGAUCGUGAAGCUGAGGCUCCAAUACUUUGGCCACCUCAUGAGAAGAGAAGACUCCCUGGAAAAGACCCUGAUGUUGGGAAAGAUGGAGGGCACAAGGAGAAGGGGACGACAGAGGACGAGAUGGUUGGACAGUGUUCUCGAAGCUACCAGCAUGAGUUUGACCAAACUGCGGGAGGCAGUGGAAGACAGGAGUGCCUGGCGUGCUCAGGUCCAUGGGGUCACGAAGAGUUGGACAUGACUAAACGACUAAACAACAACAACAACAGCAACUCCUCUCAGUACCCUUAACGUACAGCUCCCAGAAUUCUUUGGGAGAAGCCAUGGCUGUUUAAAGAGGCGUAGUAGCUUUAAAUGUAUGGUGCAGAUGUGGUCUGUUUCUUCGGCCUCAUAUUUAUUUUUCUUUUUGAAUAAAUAAAGCCUUCCUUCUCCUCGAAAGGUUUUGUCCUGGAUUCACCCGGAAAGCCAAGCCACAGUCACGCGCUGCAGCCAGCCGAUGGUGGGCGUGAGCGGGAAACGGAGCAAAGAGGACGAGAAGUAUCUGCAGUCCGUCAUGGACUCCAACGCUCAGUCCCACAAGAUAUUCAUCUUCGAUGCCAGGCCAAGUGUGAAUGCUGUAGCCAACAAGGUUGGAUAAUCAUGCCUUUCCCAGCAGCAGGAGUCAGGAGCCUCAUGCCUGGGUACCAGAUGUGGCCCUCAGAGCCCCUCUGUCUGGCCCUCUGUUCCCUUCCCAACCCACUCACUGGCCCUGGUUUGGUUUGCCUGAACUCUGAUAAUGCCUGGGUGUAUAAAGGUAAAGGUAAAGGGACCCCUGACCAUUAGGUCCAGUUGUGGCCGACUGGGGUUGCGGCGCUCAUCUCGCUUUACUGGCCGAGGGAGCUGGUGUACAGCUUCCGGGUCAUGUGGCCAGCAUGACUAAGCAGCUUCUGGUGAACCAGAGCAGCGCAUGGAAACACCGUUUACCUUCCCGCUGGAGUGGUACCUAUUUAUCUACUUGCACUGCAUGCCUUUGAACUGCUAGGUUGGCAGGAGCAGGGACUGAGCAACGGAAGCUCACCCCGUUGCGGGGAUUCAAGCCGCCGACCUUCUGAUCGGCAAGUCCUAGGCUCUGUGGUUUAACCCACAGUGCCACCCACAUCCCGCCUGGGUGUAUAAGUGUGUGCAAAAACUCACCUGGUGCGCAGAGGUAAGGUUUUCCUUGGUUUCUGCACCCUCUUUUGGCACUGGCCCUGCCUGCCACUGGCAUGUGGCCCUUGAAAUGUUGCCCAAAAAAGGGAAUAGAAGCCAUUGGCUGUAAAAGGUUCCCCAUUCUUACCCAACUGUGUUGAGAAUCUGAGUAGUAAUCAAAAACAAACAAACCGAAAACCUGAUACUGUAUAAGAUUCUCCCUCCCCUGUUUCCUCCCAGAAAUGUUCUCUGGAGGGUUGGAAGCUCUGGAAAAGUGUGGGAGAUUGUUCUGGAACUUGAAGAAAGGAAAGGAGGAGGAAUUGAUCAAUAAUUGUCCUUCCUCUAGCAGGUGCCUUCGCUGGGGCUGCAAAGAAUCCCGGGGCCUGUAGUUUACCCCUCACCGUGCUGCAAUUCCUUACUACCCUUAACAAACUACAGUUACCAGGAUUAUUUGGGGGGAAGCCAUGUGCUCUGUGUGUAUAUGCAGCCGGGGUCUUGAGCCAAGAAGGGCUGGCUUGGAUCUAGCCCAGCAGAACACUUGAUUCUGAUUGAUACAAUUAGAAAGGGGCAGUAGAAUUAAAAGAGUGGUAAAUCAAAGCAGCAUUUUUUAAUGUAGCACUCAUUCCCCAAAAGGCAUUCUAAAAAGUUGGAUGGUCCUAUCCCAUAAGCCACAUCUGUUGAGCACCACAGAUUCCCUCUCCCUGCCGUAGGGCAACACACUAGGCGAAAGUUCAACCUGCAGUCUUAGGGUCUUACUCAGGACAAAGGCGGUCUAACCUUCAUUUUCUUCUUCAGGCAAAAGGAGGAGGUUAUGAAAGUGAGGACGCCUAUCAGAACGCAGAGUUGGUUUUCCUGGACAUCCAUAAUAUCCACGUUAUGAGAGAGUCAUUGAGGAAACUGAAAGAGAUUGUCUAUCCCAACAUAGAAGAGACGCACUGGCUGUCUAAUUUGGAAUCCACCCAUUGGCUGGAACACAUCAAGGUACGUUGAUGUGUGUGUGUGUGUGUGUGUGUGUGUGUGUGUGUGAAUGGCAAUGUGUGGGUUCUCCUACCAGUGUGGUUUCGGCAACUUCCCCCCAUCCUUGGCAGGUUGCAGCACCAGCAAAUUGCAGCGUCAGAGAUGCAGAAGCCUAGAUGUUCUGUGACUUACCUUGCUGAAGCUGCUGCAACAUUGCAGCUAAGAGACCAUCGAGAGUGGAAGCUUAAUUCAUCUGAGUGUUUUAUGUAGGAACCUGGCUGCCUCUCUCCCCCGGCCCCACCUUUUGAAAGAGGGAGGGAGAAGACAAAACUGAAAAAUAUGUGGUUUGUUAAAGGAGUGUGUAGAUGAUGAGCCUUAGGAGCAGGAAGUCUUGAAAUGCUCCCACGUUGUCCCUUUUGAGACAUAGAAAGCAGCUGCCCUUAGCUGGAACUGUGGAACUCACUCCCACAAGAGGUAGCAAUGGCCAACAGCUUUCGGAAAGAACUAGAGAAAUUCAUGCAAGAUCAGGCUAUCAGUGGCUGUGUUCUGUCUCCAUUUUCGGAGGCAGUGUGGCUCUGAGUACCUGUUGUGGGGAAGGGUGCUGUUGCCCUCAGGUUGUGCUUGUGAGCUUCUGGUUGACCACUGUGAACACAGAGAGCUGGGCCAGAUGGGCCAUUGGCCUGAUCCAGCGGGGCCCUCUGUGUGCUUUUAUAUAUUGCUGAAUGCACACAUACGCGUUGGACUAUAAUUAUACAUACUUCAUCAACCUUCUGAGAAAAAUACAAAACAUUAAACAAAGCCACAAAGACUUGCAAACUACCCAGCCUAAAAUAAACUAAUGUCUGGUUUCAAUAGAUUUUUCAAAUGCUUAACUCAGUCUUUUAGAUAAGUUCAUGACGAUACCAACAAAAGGUGAUUUUGGUGAUACAGUGGUGCCUCGCAAGACGAAAAGAAUCUGUUCCGCGAGUCUCUUCGUCUUGCAGGUUUUUUCGUCUUGCGAAGCAAGCCCAUUAGCGGUUUAGCGGAUUAGCGCUACAGUAUUAGCGGGCUUAGCGGAUCAGCUGAUAAGCGGCUUAGCAAUCAGCUGUUAAGCGGCUUAGCCAUCAGCUGAUAAGCGGUUUAGCGGCUUGGGAAAAAGGGGGGGGGAAACCCCGCAGGAACUCGCAAGACAUUCUCGUCUUGCGAAGCAAGCACAUAGGAAAUUCAUUUUGCGAAGCACCUCCAAAACGGAAAACCCUUUCGUCUAGCGGGUUUUCCGUCUUGCGAGGCAUUCGUCUUGCGGGGCACCACUGUAUUCACAAUACCGAGAGAUGCUAGUAGAGUUGUAGAUAGAUGUUAAUAAAGUUGUAGACAAUGAAGUUGUAGAUGACAGGGUGCUGGCUUUUUGCACCUGUUUCGCCCUGGCAGUCCAAGUAGUCAAAAGGCCGCUGUUCACCCCCAAUGGGGCCUUUUUACUGGGGCUUGCAGGUAGCACACUCCCAAGAUAGUUUUCCGGGCUUCUUCAGCGGUCUAAUCUCAAAGUCUUGAUACGUAUAUUGAUAUUCAAUCUUAUAGAGAAUACUCUUUCAUAGCUUAAGCUUAAGAGACUGAUUUGCUUAGCACUACUUCCAUCAGCAGCACAGGUUGCAUUUUUCUAGCAUGAAUGCACACAUCCAGCAUUCGAAAUUCGCCAGGCGCGUUUUGCACCUUGCUAUUGUCCACUUGCGACCAAGUGAAGAUGUCCCUGCACCAGCAUGGCGCCUGAUGUCUCCAACCUCUGGAGGUGCAUGCCUGGGGGUCCUUCGAUCUUGACCGUUUUCACACACUAGCAGCACAUCCUAUAGAAUUCUAUCCGUUUUAUUCCAUCUUCACAAUCAGAAUGAAUUUCAGGAACCCAAAAGACGUAUUAUCCGGCCCCAAAAAUGGAACCAGGCAUUCCGCUUUGGCGAAUGUAACCCUGGUUUAAAGAGCUGUCGGGCGCCUAGCUUAUGUACCUGAGUUUCUAACACAUGCAGGUUGCAAAAUUGUAAAAAAAGAAGAAAAAAAGACGUGUGAUCGCUCCUUGUGGAACAUCCUUUCUCACUCGUUUGGUCCUCACCUCUGUAACCUGGCUAUGCAGACAAAAACCCAAGACUUUGUUCCCAUUCUCAAUUAUAAUUGUCGUGUGGGGAGGGGGGAGGCUUUAUAUAGUCUUAUGUCAGGCCAUUCUCUUUUCUCCCCAGUUGAUUCUCGCCGGUGCUCUUCGUAUUGCCGACAAAGUGGAGUCGGGCAAGACUUCCGUGGUCGUGCAUUGCAGUGAUGGUUGGGACCGGACAGCCCAGCUCACCUCACUUGCCAUGCUCAUGCUAGAUGGCUACUACCGGACAAUCCAGGGCUUUCAAGUGCUGGUGGAGAAGGAAUGGCUGAGUUUCGGGCACAGAUUCCAGCUGGUGAGUCGCCAACCCCUGGAGUUACCAAACUGACUGCUGAAAUUUAGGGUGUGUGUGUGAAUUUUUCAGCUUUCGCAUUCCAGGAAUGAGGGGUGCUAAAAAGUUGUAACAUGACCAGGGAAUCCAAAAGAUAUUUUGGUUGAAUUAAUAUAAUGUUGUUUUGCUUGGUAAAUGGAACGUGUGUAAAAAUUGCAUGGAAAUCAUUAAAAAUGAUUGCCAAAUACUUGCACUUAUAUCACUAGUAUUAGUAGUAUUAGUAUUUAACAUUACCUGACACUUUCAAAAGAUAAAACUAACAUUCUUUCGUUUCCCAAAAGAAGCUUAUGGGCUUCUUCGUCAGACAAAGACUUGCCAAGUUAAAUGUUGUUCAAACACAAAAAUAGCAGUAGAUUUGAAUUCCUCACACCCAAAAACAUAUUUUUAAGGUCCCUCAUUGAAGAAAAGUGCAGAAAUUAAGUUUCACCUCCUAAAAUUACAUGCCUCUCUGCUAUAUCUUAAAUCAGUGGUUCCCAAUUAGCUAAAUACUUCAGACCCCCUAUUUUUCAAAAGCCAAGCCAUGGACCUCCUACUUUUGAAACUUUUGAUAUCUUUAUGUUAGUUUUUGUUGUGUGAAUUGUGCCACAGACCCCCUGGGUGGGUUUUGCGGACCCCCUGAGAUCCGCAGACCACCCAUUGGGAAACCACUGUCUUAAAUGAUUUAAGAGGUGGUUUAGGAGGGCAGACAACUGGGACACCUGCUGCAGGGCUGUUGGCAAGGAAUUGGUGGAGUUCCAAAAAUGUCUAAGAAAGGGAAGCAAGGCAAGGAGGUUUGGGUAAUGAGCUUGAUGCUAUAUGCCCACUUUUCUCAAGGACUGGAGAAAACAACAACAACAACUUAUUGUUCUCCAAACAACUUAUUGUAUUUUUAUAUACGUGUAUAAGACUCCUCCUAUUUUGGGGGACUCAAAAUUAAGAAAAUGGGGGCGGAGAUUGUUGAGCUUUUUCGGGGGGGGGGGUAUUGCCGAAAAUCGCUCACCCGCCAGACAGACAAUGCCACUUGCACGCCUCGGAAAAGCCACCUAUCCUCUGUCAAUCACCCACCCAGUCAACACCAGCCCUUGCCGCAGCCACCAAUAACAAUCUCCAACUCUAUCCAUAUGUAAGACACUACACACUAUCCAUGUGUAAGACAACCCCAAUUUUUAACAUGAUUUUUGAAUAAAAAAAACUUGUCAGAUACAUGGAAAAGUACAGUACAUUUAGGCAGCAGAAAGUAUUGGAGUAUGCGGAUAUAGCAAGGCUAACUGGAAGAAUCCGACAGCAGAACGAUGAGACAUUCCAAAAAGAAUGGUCCAAAUUUAUGGUAUACUUAGAGGAAACUGUAUAUAAAUAAAGACACUCACAGGACUGAAAUAAAACUCAGAACGUUUAUUGUAAACAUUUGGUUAGACCAUAAGAUGUAAUGCUGUAAUAUAAUAAGGAUUGUAUGUUUAAAGUAUAAUACAAAAAUUUAUUAAGGAAUUAUAGGCAUUUAUAGAACGUAUAUAUAGUAAACACGCUUAAAUAAGAGCAAUGUAGAGAAGCCAGAAGAGGGGUGGAGGGAAGUUAAUUUGGAUAAGAUAUAGAUUUUAAGGAGAAUAAUAUUGUUAAGCUGAAUUGUGUUUAAGAUAUUUGGAAAAAAAAUAAUUAAAAAUUAUUGGAAAAAGAAAAGUAUGGUACAUUUAAAAGCAUGAAUAUAUUAUAACAUAGAGAGAAUAAAAAUACGUUACGGAACAGAAAUGGUAGGAAAGUGUACAUCCAUGCCUGUCAAAUGAAUUUGUAUGUCACUUUGUGUCCUUUGGGUCUGUUUAUGCUCUCCUCUCGCAUUUAGGGCUUAAUCCAGGUAAGUCAUCCUCAGAGUAGACUGCACACUGGUGAUUUGCCCGAUUUAAUCUGUACGACUCCUGUUUGUAUAAACGAUACUGGUUUUCAGAUACACAUCCUGUGGCCUCUCGUUUUGUUUUAGAGAGUCGGUCACGGAGACAGGAACCAUGCCGAUGCAGACAGAUCUCCUGUUUUCCUCCAGUUUGUGGACUGUGUCUGGCAGAUGACAAGACAGGUAGAUUUCUAGGGGUACAUACGGGGCUUUUGUUGGGACAGAGCUUGGGAUUUUUAUUGUGUUUUUUUUAAAUAAGGGGCUUUUAUUGGGAGAGGAUUCGAAUUACUUAGGUACAAGGGUGGUGUUUGGGGAUUGUUGCUUUUUAAAGCACAAAGUACGCAUAUGUAAUUUAACUUGUGGAACUCACUACCACAAGAUGUGAUAAUGACCACUCCAUAUAUGUAUGAGAGAGAGAGAAUAAUGGUGUAUAAAUAGUUUUUUUUGUAAAUACAUAAAAUAGAUUUGAGAUCUCUCAGUGGAAACCGGUCAAUAAAUCCUGUAAAUAAAAUUCUUAACUGGGUGUCAAAAGAGGGGUGGUCCAUUUCUCCCUUCCCUCCCACCCCUCUCCUCUCAUCGAUACUCCCCAGCCCCAUAUUCUCUCGAGUAUAAACACUUUGCAGGAAUAAUGUUUUCAUGUCCCGUUGGGGAAGUGUCCAGUGAAAACAAAAUCUCAACCGCUUGUCUUUUGAAGUUUCCCACCGCCUUUGAAUUCAACGAGUGCUUCUUGAUCACCGUCCUGGACCACCUGUACAGCUGCUUGUUUGGGACGUUUCUGUGUAACAGCGAGCAGCAGAGAGUCAAAGAGGUAAAGCAGCAACAACCAUCCCCAAACCCCAUGGGCUGCUUUAAAAAAAAAAAAAAACAUUUUGCUUUCCUACUUACCGUCGUUGGGGCCCACGGGUUACACACACAUGACGGUGGAUGGAAGGACCCCAAGUGAGAGGCAGGGAAGACCUCCUAAGGUGAGAGACUGAGAGAGCAAAGGGAUGCUCCCAGGUGAGAUCUGGGAGGGUCUACCACUUUCUGGGUGAGACAAGAUUUGAGAGCUCCUUUUGAGAAAGGACUCUGCGUUUUCUUUUCUCUUUCUUUCUCUGCUUUGGUUUUUAUUGAGAUUGGUUCCUUUUAUCUUAUUGUAUCAUGAAAAGGCUUUAAUAAAAUCUUUUUUUUUUUUUAUUAAUGCUUUAUUGGUUUUAAAACUGUAUGACAGAAAUAAUCAACGCACAGAAUAAUUACAGACAGAAACUCAAUCAAAACCUGCCAAAACCUGGAUUGAUAUUUUGACAAUAUUCUUUUACAUAAACUCUGUAGGUGUCCCACACUCUGGUAAAUUUUUCAUCUGUAACGUCUCAAAACCUUGCUGAUAGUCUCACUAGUUCAGCGUACUCUCUUAAUUUAUUUUGCCAGGCUGGUUUGGAUGGGGUAGCUUCUCCCAAUCUUUUGCGAUUAGAAUUGUGGCAACUAUUGUAGCAUACAUAAAGAAUUUCCUGAACCUUUUUGAAAGCUCCCUGUGAAGAGAGAUUGAUUACCCAUAAUUCCUAGCAGGAAGGCUUCAGGAUUUUUAGGGAAAGAGCAUUUAAACAGUUUCUUAAGUUCAUUAUAAAUCGUUUCCCAAAACUGAUAUUUUUACAGUUCCACCACAUGUGGAUCCAUGUUUAAAGGCUUUAAUAAAAUCUUAAGGGGAAAAAGAAAUAAAUAGAAGAUCCACGCCUCUUCUACAAAGCAGGCGGUAGACAACAUGGUGCCCUCCAGCGACUCCUGGUCAAGGAUAAUGGAAGUAGUAGUCCUAAUUCUGCAAGUUGCUAAAACUCCCCAGAACUGUGCUAAGGCAUUCUCCUAAAGUGCCACAAAUACAGUAAAGCAUCCGUCUUCCCUCCUGUUUUUCAGGGCCUUCCCAAAAAGACGGUUUCGCUGUGGUCUUAUAUAAACAGCCAGCUCGAAGACUUCACCAAUCCUCUCUAUGCCAGCUACACCAACCACGUUUUGUAUCCCGUGGCCAGCAUGCGCCACCUGGAACUCUGGGUAGGCUACUACAUCAGGUGGAACCCGCGGAUGAAGCCACAGGUAAGGUGACGAGGAGGAGGAAAGGGGUGAAAACUGGGGAGGUCAAAGUUUCUCUGCAUUGCAUGCUUCUCAGAGCCUGAGUGCAUGCUUGGGCUGAGAGCCGCUGGACAAGAAGCUUGCUUGAUCCAAAGGUUCGCGCCCUUGCCAGACAUGAUUAACUAUGGGACGCAGGUGGGUGGUGCUGUGGUCUAAACCACUGAGCCUCUUGGGCUUGCCGGUCAGAAGGUUGGCGGUUCGAAUCCCCGUGAUGGGGUAAGCUCCUGUUGCUCUGUCCCAGCUGCUGCUCAAAAGCACACCAGUGCAAGUUGAUAAAUAGGUACCACUCCGGCAGGAAAAUAAACGGCGUUUCCAUGUGCUCUGGUUUCCAUCACGGUGUCCUGUUGCUCUAGAAGCGGUUUAGUCAUGCUGGCCAUAUGACCAGGAAAGCUGUCUGUGGACAGACACCAGCUCCCUCGGCCUGAAAGCGAAAUGAGCACUGUACCCAAUUUGCCUUUGACUGGACUUAACCGUCCAAGGGUCCUUUACCUUUUUUAAAAAAACCAUGUGUCAGGGAACUGACAUCGGAGCCUGAGGCGGAGGGAAGGCUCUCAAAUGAUGCUGGAGAAGGGCCAAGCAGGGAGAGAGGCAGUUCAGCAGAGGGGGAAGCAAAUCAACGUUACACCAGGGAUAAAGGGGGGCAGAUGGGGGAAUCGGUGAGAGGGCUCCAAGACUCUUCACUGGACAUCAGCGAGGAGAGCACGGGUCCUCCGCUACCCACGCCCUCCCUGCGCAGAAGACUUCCACGCAGGGAGAGUAGGAGGAGACUGGGCGUCAAACAACUUUUAUGUUGGAAGAGGUUUAAGAAACGCCCACUGACGGAUUCUGCUAGCGACUGAGGCAGCCACGAAUUGAAGGGCUGUCCAGACAGAAAGGUUUAACAAGGCAACAUAGCCAGGAGAGGCGGCAACUUACGCACGAGCAACCCCAUACCAUUAUACCAUGGUUUACAUGUUAUUGCUUCACUGUGUUAUCUCUUUUCUUUUCUUUGUGUUGGAAAGUUUUAUUGAGACUUUUCAUACUGCAUUGCAAUAAAUAAAAAAACUAAGCCAAAAGAAAAACAUAAAAAGAAAAAUGCAAAGUCUUCUCUCCCAGGUAGAUCUAAACUCUUAUCCCACAGAGAUAGAGCUGGACCCUCCCAGCUCUCUCACCUGGGAACUUCCCUUUCCUAUCCCAGUCUCUUACCCUGGGAGGUCUUCCCUUCCCUGUCUCUCACACAGGGUUGUUUACCAACCAUCCACUACCUCGAUCUGUGUGUAGUCUCCUUGCUAACCCAGACUGGCUUAUAAAAGCAAGAGCAAAGUAAAAGAAGAAGAAGCAAAAAUAACAGAAAGAUAGAAAUAAUAAAGGGAUGGGAAAGUUUUGUUUUUUAAAAAAGGAAGAAGAGAGAGAGAGAAAGUGGGAAACAAAAUUUAAAAGAAAAACAUUAGAAAAAUUUCCAUUCGUUGUUUACAUUAAAAAAAGCCAAAUACAGUUGUUUAAAACUUUCAAGCUUAUGUACUUCGCUGGGUUCUGGGCCUUAGUUCUGGCGUUGAAAAUAGCUUCGGGGCUAAAAAUAGCUGAUCUCUGGUCCAAAUGAAGCUUCUAUCUGUGGUUAUCCUCCAUCUCCCAAGACUUGAGUGUGAUGCUUCCUGUCUUGCUGUAGGAGCCGCUGCACAACCGCUACAAGGAACUCCUGGCCAAACGAGCUGAGCUCCAGAAGAAGGUGGAAGAGCUCCAGCGAGAGAUCACCAACCGUUCCACUUCCUCCUCUGAGAGAGGCAGUUCUCCUGCCCAGUGUGCCACCCCGGUCCAGACUGUGGUAUGA
Messenger RNA from Podarcis lilfordi (Lilford's wall lizard), 33751 nucleotides. The record is from the annotation of a GenBank genome assembly. NCBI's taxonomy places the organism in Eukaryota, Metazoa, Chordata, Lepidosauria, Squamata, Lacertidae.